AUGGGGCUAAGAGCAGCCAGCCUCUUCCUCCUCUGGCUGGCUCUUUCCUCUGCUCAUGAAAUAAAAAAAGGAAGGACAAGAAGCCAUGGCCACUAUGUCUGCAGCACUUGGGGAAACAACCACUUCAAAACUUUUGAUGGAGACAUCUACCAAUUCCCUGGCGUUUGCGAGUAUAAUUUUGUUUCCGACUGCCGGGAUGCUUACAAGGAAUUCUCCGUCCACAUCCAGCGUGCUCUCAACAGCAAUGGCCAUCCUGAGAUCCAGUAUAUUCUGAUGAAAAUCAAGGAUAUAGCAAUCUACCUCAAACCAAACCUGGUUGUGGUGGAUGGGCGGAUUGUGAAAACACCUUACUACAGCUCUGGUGUCUUCAUUGAGACCAGUGAAAUUUACACCAAGAUUUAUGCCAAAUUAGGCAUGGUUCUGAUGUGGAACCAGCAGGAUGCCCUGAUGGUGGAGCUGGACAACAAAUUUAAUAACCAUACCUGUGGUCUCUGUGGGGAUUACAAUGGAAUUCAAAUCUACAAUGAGUUCAUCAAAGGAGAUGCAAGCUACAACUCGAUUACAUUUGGGAACAUGCAGAAGAUCAGCAAACCCACUGCCAAAUGUGAAGAUCCAGAUGAAACUCAGGCUCUUCCAAGCUGUAAUGAGCAUCGUGAUGAGUGCCAGAAGUUACUGACUUCCUCUGCAUUUGCUGAUUGUCGGCUACGCCUUAAUUUGGAAAUGUACAUCCAAGCCUGCAUGCAGGACAAGUGUGCCUGUAAUGGAAAGACAGACUCCUUCUGCCUCUGCAGCACCAUCUCUGAGUAUUCCCGCCAGUGUUCGCACGCAGGCGGCCGCCCGGGAGAAUGGAGAACAGAGAACUUUUGCCCCAAGAGCUGUCCUGCUACCAUGGUCUAUAGAGAAAGCAGCUCACCCUGUGUGGAUACUUGCUCACAUUUGGACAUCAGCAGCCUUUGUGAGGAGCACUACAUGGAUGGCUGUUUCUGCCCUGAAGGAACUGUGUAUGAUGAUAUCAGUGAAAAAGGCUGCAUCCCUGUUAGCCAGUGCCACUGCAAACUUGGUGGAAAGACGUAUGCACCUGGAGAAAGCAUUUCCAAAGAAUGUGAAGAAUGCACCUGCAAUUCAGGCAGAUGGACCUGCAAAGAUCUAAACUGUCCAGGCACAUGCUCAGUGGAAGGAGGUUCCCAUAUUUCCACCUUCGAUGGGAAGAAAUACACCUUCCAUGGAGACUGCUACUAUGUGUUGGCCAAGGGUAGUGCAAAUGAGAGCUAUGCUCUCCUGGCAGAGCUGGUUCCCUGUGGCUCCACAGACAAACAGACCUGCUUGAAGACUGUUGUGCUGUUAGUGGAUAACAAAAAGAAUGUGGUGGUUUUCAGAUCAGAUGGCAGCGUGCUCCUGAAUGACAUGACAGUGAAUGUGCCUCAUGUGUCAGCCAGCUUCUCAGUAUUCAAGCCAUCUUCCAACUACUUUGUUGUACAAACUUCUUUUGGGCUUCAGAUGCAGAUCCAGCUGUUUCGAGUAAUGCAGCUGUUUGUGACUGUGGAUCAAUCAGUUAAAGGAAAACUUCAAGGUCUUUGUGGAAACUUCAAUGGAAUGGAAGGUGAUGACUUCAGAACAACCAGCGGGCUGAUUGAGGCUACAGGAUCUGCCUUUGCUAACACAUGGAAAGCUCAGUCCACCUGCACAGACCAGGCAGAAAAGCUAGAAGAUCCCUGCAGUCUCAGCAUUGAAAGUGCAAAUUAUGCUGAGCAUUGGUGUUCUUUGCUGAGAAACCCAAAGGGUCCUUUUGCAAGAUGUCACUUAGUCAUUGAUCCUUCAGAAUACUAUAAGAAAUGUAAAUAUGACACCUGCCUCUGUGAAGACAAUGAAGAAUGUUUGUGUGCUGCCCUGUCCUCUUACUCAAGAGCCUGUGCUUUCAAAGGGAUCAUUCUGGGAGACUGGAGAAAGAGUGUCUGCAGUAACGAAGCGUCUUCUUGCCCAGGAAAUCAAGUCUUCCUUUACAAUCUUACAAUGUGCCAGCAAACCUGUCGUUCCCUUGCUGAUGGUGAAAAGUAUUGCUUGCAAGACUUUGCUGCUGUGGAUGGCUGUGGCUGCCCAUCCAAUACAUACUUGGAUAACCAGGAUAACUGUGUGCCCAUCUCCCAGUGCCCAUGUUAUUACAAGGGUUCGUACCUGGAACCUGGGGAAUAUUUCACAAAAGAUGGAGAACGCUGUGUUUGCCGAAAUGCUAAGAUCCAGUGCACUUCAGUGAAAAUAAGAAUGAGAAGUGAAGAAAAAUGUUCUUCUAACAAGACAUACUUUGACUGCAGUGCAUCCUCAAAGUGGAGUUCGCAAACACCUCUACAGCUUAGCUGUCAUACUCCUCAAACUGAUCAUUUCCAGACAGAGUGUGUUUCAGGCUGUGUGUGUCCUGAAGGUCUAUUUGAUGAUGGCAGAGGGGGCUGUGUUGAGCCAAAAGAUUGCCCAUGCAUUCAUAACAAUGAAUGGUAUUCUUCUGGAGACAAGAUAAAAGUGGACUGCAACACCUGCACCUGCCAGAAAGGGCUUUGGAAAUGUACUGAUGAUGUGUGCUAUGGGACUUGUACGAUAUAUGGAAGUGGCCAUUAUAACACUUUUGAUGGGAAAUUCUAUGACUUUGAUGGGAGCUGUGAAUAUGUGGCUGCUCAGGACUUCUGUGGCGACAAAAAAUCCAGUGGCUCAUUCAGUAUCAUCACAGAGAAUGUCCCUUGUGGAACUACAGGAGUCACCUGCUCAAAGGCUAUCAAAAUGUUCCUAGGGAAAACUGAACUGAAAUUGGAGAACAAAGAGUACAAAGAAAUUCAGCGAGAUGUUGGUGAUGAUGUGCAGUAUUGGAACAGGACAGUCGGCCUGUACCUGGUUAUUGAGGCUAGCAAUGGUGUGAUGCUGAUCUGGGACAAGAAGACUACUGUUUUCAUCAAGCUGAGCCCUGAUUACAAAGGCAAAGUAUGUGGUCUGUGUGGCAACUUUGAUGACAAGGCAAACAAUGACUUUACAACAAGGAGUGGACUGCAGGAGUCUAACCCUCUGAAUUUUGGAAAUUCCUGGAAACAAUCUCCUAUGUGCCCAGAUGUCGUACAAGAGAUUAAGCCCUGUGAUCUGAAACCACACCGGAAAUCCUGGGCAGAGAAAGAAUGCAGCAUCAUCCAGAGCGAAGUCUUCAAAAUUUGUCACUCCAAGGUGAACCCACUUCCUUUCUAUGAAGCUUGUGUUCAUGAUGCCUGCUCUUGUGACAGCGGUGGAGACUGUGAGUGCUUCUGCUCUGCAGUUGCAGCAUAUGCCCAAGAGUGCAUCAAGGCUGAGGCCUGUGUUUUCUGGAGAACUCCUGAUAUCUGCCCCAUAUUCUGUGACUACUACAACCCUCGCAAUGAGUGUGACUGGCACUACGAGCCUUGUGGCAGUAAUAUCACAACCUGCAGGAUGAUCAAUAAUGUCAGCACCAACUUCACAAUACCACUACUGGAAGGCUGCUACCCCAGAUGCCCUAAGGACAAGCCUAUUUAUAAUGAAGAGACAAAGGAAUGUGUGACUGAAGAUAAAUGCGGAUGUUACCUCGAGGAUGGAACCCAUGUACCCCCUGGGCAAGAAGUACCCUCCAAAGAAAACUGUACAAUAUGUGUCUGUGUCCCAUCAGGAUCCAUACAGUGUAAACCAGUCCCAGGGUGUCCUUGUGUCAUCAAUGGAACAAGUUACGAAGUGGGUGCUACUGUGGGACAAGUACAGGAUGGUGACAUAUGUAUAACAUACAUUUGUGCAGAAAAUGGCUCUGUAGUUCCUGGUGAAAUCGUUACUUGUCCAACAUCUUCGCCUACAACCAUUUCAACCUCCUUCCCUUCCAGUACUCUUACCACCACCACCCCAGUUUCCACUACGAGCCAUCCAGUAACUACAACUCCUUGCUUUGGACUGAUCUGUGAAUGGACUCAGUGGUUUGAUGUUAGUAAACCUGAAGAAGGUGAUGGUGACUACGAAACAUAUGAGGAAAUAAGAAACCAUGGAAACAAAAUAUGUACAGCUCCUGAAAAAAUUGAAUGCAGGGCUAAGGAUAAGCCUGAUGUGAGCUUAGAAGAACUUGGUCAGAAAGUCCAGUGUAAUGUUACAUAUGGGCUAAUCUGUAAAAAUGAUGAGCAAGAUGUAACUAUGUGGCAACUUUGCUAUAAUUAUGAAAUCAGAGUAGACUGUUGUGAGUGGAAAGAAAUUCCUUGUGAGCCUACAACUAUACCUACUACCCCACAAACUACAACUUCAACCAGCACCAAGACAAUUCCCACCACCACUACAACCAGGACUUCAACCACGCCCAUACAGACCCCUUCCACAAGCACACCUAGCACACCAACCCCUACACCGGAAUUGCCAACCUCUUCCACAUCACCAGAGACUCCCACCACAACGACCACCACCAAAGGACCAACAACAACAACAACAACUGUUCCAACAACAACCACCACAGUUUCAGAAGGCACAUCAAGCACAUCAUCCCCUACAACAGAACUGCCAACAACUUCCACAUCACUAGAGACUCCCACUACAACCACCACCGCCAGCACUACCACCACCAGCACCGAAGCACCAACGACAACAACAACAACUGUUCCAACAACAACCUCCACAGUUUCAGAAGGCACACCUACACCCACACCGAGCACACCAAAAUCGACAACCACUCCUUCCACACCAGAGACUCCCACCACCACCACCACCACCACCACCACCACCACCACCACCAGCCCUCCAAGCACGACAACAACAACAACAACGGUUACUGGAUCAACAACAACCUUCUCAACUCCUAUACCAUGUGACUGCAUCUGGUCGGACUGGAUUGAUAUGACUUACCCAAAUGGCUCUGAUAAGAACAGUGGUGACUACGAAACCUUUGAGAACAUCUGGAUCAACUACCCCUCCUGGGAGUGUGCAAAAGUUGAGAAUAUUUCAUGCCGAUCACAGAAAUUCCCUGACAUUCCCAUUGCAGAUUUAGGGCAGAAAGUGGUAUGUAGUGUUGAUGUAGGGCUCAUCUGUAACAAUAAAGAUCAGCAGAUAGGAGGUAUAGUUCCAAUGCCAGUCUGCCUCAACUAUGAGAUCAGUGUCUGCUGCACCCCCAACCGCCCCGAGUGUGUUCCACCUCCAGUGAGCACCACACCUUCCAUGGCUUCACCCACAACAACCAGUGUGUCCACUCCAAUGUCAACAACAGCUCCAACGCCAGUGGAGACUCCCAGCAGUACCACCCCUACCACGACCACCACCACCACGUCCACGUUGUCCCCCAGCACCACCACCACUAGUGGCAGCACCUCACAGACAACACCAACUGCUCCUGUCUCAACAACACCCAUUUCAACUACUUCAAGCCCAUCCACGCCCACACCAACAUAUACCACCACCACACCAGGCACACCAAGCAAAGCAUCUACUACACCAGAAUUGCCAACCACAUCACCAGAGACUCCUAGUACCACCACCACCACCACCACCACCACCACAACCAGCAGGUCUCCAACCACAACCACAACUGGUACUGGAUCACCAACACCCACCUCAACUACUUCAAGCACAUCCUCUCCCACACCUACAUACACCAGCACCCUACCAACUCCAGCCCCACCUUCAUCCACACUGAGCACGCCAAAAUCGACAACCUCUCCCCCAGCACCAGAGACUUCCACCACCACCACCAGCCCUCCAAGCACAACAACCACUGUUCCUGGAUCAACAACAACCAUCUCAACUCCUGGAACCCCACCUACACCCACACUGAGCACACCAAAAUCGACAACGACUCCCUCCACACCAGAGACUUCCACCACCACCACCACCACCAGCCCUCUGAGCACAACCACCACUGUUCCUGGACUAACACCAACACCCACUUUAACUACUUCAAGCACAUCCUCACCAACACCAACCUACACCACCACCCUACCAAUUCCAGGCACACCUCCACCCACACCAAGCAGAGCACCCACUACACCAGAAUCAACAAGACCUCCCUUGCCACCGGAGACUUCCACCAGCACUGCCAGCACCACGAUGCCCCCCAGCACCACCACCAGCAUCAGCACCCCCAGCACGACGACUGCUACUGUAUCACCAACACCCCUUUCAACUGCUCCAAGCACGUCCACGCCCACACCAACAUACACCACUACCACACCAACUCCAGUCCCACCUUCAUCCACACCGAGCACACCAGAAUCAACAACGACUCCUCAACCACCGGAGACUUCCACCACCACCAGCACCACCAGCACCAGCACCAGUACCAGCAGCCCUCCAAGCACAACCACCACUGUUCCUGGAUCAACAACUACCACCUCAGCUCCUGGAAGCACACCUACACCCACACUGAGCACACCAAAAUCGACAAUGACUCCCUCCACACCAGAGACUUCCACCACCACCACCACCACCAGCCCUCCAAGCACAACCACCACUGUUCCUGGACCGACACCAACACCCACUUUAACUACUUCAAGCACAUCCUCACCAACACCAACCUACACCACCACCGUACCAACUCCAGCCCCACCUUCGUCCACACUGAGCACACCAAAAUCAACAACUCCCUCCACACCGGAGACUCCAACCACCACCACCACCACCACCACCAGCCCUCAGAGCACAACCACCACUGUUCCUGGACCAACUACCACCUCAGUUCCUGAAAAUGUUAUCACCAGAACCCCAUCAGCUCCUCCCACAGAACCAAUAAAGGGUACAACACCUGAACCAGAGACAUCGACAAACACUCCAGUUACUCCUUCAACUACCCCACUGCCAACAGCAAGAACCACAGAAAUAAGUACAUCUACUGCAAGCACCACUAGUCAACAGUCAACAUCACCAGUGUCAACAACCCCAGUGACAGCUACCACCUCUGAAGUUACUGAAACAGAAUCAACCACCAAGACAACCACUUCAGGCCCCACCCCCUCAAGAUCUACCAGCACCACACCAUUAACAGAAACACCUCACCAUAAGACUACUACCACCAGGACCCCAAGCCCUCCAACAGGAUCACCUACCACCACUUCCAGCCCUGGCACCACCACAACCUCAGGACCAAGCAGCACUACAGAAACACCACCACCAGUAUCAACAACUCCAUUCACUGAAGCAACAUCAACCACCAGGACAACCACUUCAGGCCCCACGCCCUCAGUGUCCACUCCUCCCACCACCCCAGUAGGAACAGAAAUAAGUACCCCAGCAACAACCUCUGCAACUGUUACUACUCCAACAUCACCUUCAUCAACCAGCCCUGUGUCAACCACCACCUCUGGUACUACUCCAACAGAAAGCUUUACCACAACUUCAGGAACCACCUCUAGUAGUUUUACCACAAUCAAUGCAACCACCUCCACCACCUUCAAAACCCUUCCCCCUGGCUCAACUACUACAUCUGGGCCUACUGCAACAUCAACUGCAGUCACCACUACAGGAAGUUCUACACAUAGUACAACUCCUCCAGUUAAUGGCUCAAGUUCAACUACAAGUCUAACACCAACCACUCCUAAAAAAACUUGUACUAUUUUCCCUAAUGAAUCUUAUGAGCAAGGUGACUCAUGGUGGCUCUGUAACUGCACUAAGGCAAUAUGUAUAGAAGACAACAUUGUCCAGGUGAUUCCAGUAAUCUGCAAUCCACCUCCGAAACCCACAUGUACCAAUGGACUGUCUCCUGUGCCAGUCAUUGAUGAAGAUGGAUGCUGUUGGCACUGGGAGUGUGAUUGCUACUGCACUGGCUGGGGAGAUCCACAUUACAUGACUUUUGAUGGAUUGUACUACAGCUAUCAAGGGAAUUGUACAUAUGUCCUUGUGGAAGAGAUCAAUAAGCAAGUUGACAACUUUGGUGUCUACAUUGAUAACUACCAUUGUGAUACACGAGAUGUAGUGUCCUGUCCUCGAACUCUCAUCGUGAGACAUGAGACUCAGGAAGUGAGGCUAACAACAGCAAAACCGAAUACUCUACAAGUAGAGGUGACAGUAAACAACCAGCUCGUGGCUUUGCCUUAUAAGAAGUUUGGCGUGAGCAUCUAUGAGUCAGGCAUAAAUCGUGUUGUGGAAAUUCCUGAGCUGAAAAUGAAUGUGACCUACAAUGGCUUGUCCUUUUCUAUCAGAAUGCCCUACAGCCUGUUUGGCAACAACACCCAGGGACAGUGUGGUACUUGCAAUAACAACACAGCAGAUGACUGCAUGCUGCCAAAUGGAAACAUUGCAGAUAACUGUGAAACCAUGGCAGAUCAUUGGCAAGUUGUUGAUCCUUCCAAACCACAGUGCUCUCCAGGCCUAGUUCCUACAAGUUCACCAAGCACAACACCAACACAGCCUUGCAAAGAAUCUUCCAUCUGCAAGCUUCUAUUGGGAAGUGUGUUCAAGCCAUGCCAUGCAUUUGUCCAGCCUGAAAAGUACUAUGCAGCCUGUGUUUUUGAUAGCUGUGUACUUCCCAACUUAGACCUGGAAUGCUCAAGUCUGCAGAUCUAUGCUGCCACCUGUGCUGAUCAAGGAGUGUGCAUUGACUGGAGAAAACACACCAAUGGUGUAUGCUGUAAGUAUGAAUGUCCUCAAGGUAAAGAAUACAGAGCAUGUGGUCCUAUUAAAGAGAUGACCUGCAAAUCAAGAGGACAGAAUGACACAUCAACUAAACAAGUGGAAGGCUGUUUCUGUCCUAAUGGAACCAUGCUGUAUGACUCUGGUGUGGAUGUCUGCGUGAAAACCUGUGGCUGUGUUGGAGUGGAUAUGAUACCAAGAGAGUUUGGAGAAAAGUUUACAGUGGACUGUCAGGACUGUAUUUGCCUGGAAGGUGAACAUGGCAUUGUAUGUGGGCCUCAUGUAUGUGAUCAAAAGAAGGUCACUUGUGAUGGAGAAGGCUUCUAUGAAGUCAUUGAAGUCAAUCCUAAAGACUCCUGCUGCCCUCUUUUCACUUGCAAAUGCAAUACAAGCUUGUGCACAGCCAAAGCCCCCAAAUGCUCACUGGGAUUCGAAGUUCAUUCUUAUAUUCCCACUGGUCAGUGCUGUCCUGUAUACCAAUGUGUUCCCAAGGGGGUUUGUGUACACGAGAAUGCUGAGUUCUUGCCCAACUCCUCAGUCUUUGUUGACAAGUGUCAGAAUUGUUUGUGCACAAAUGAUGUUAACGUCAGCACUCAACUGAAUAUCAUCUCCUGUGAACAUGUCCCCUGCAACACAUACUGUCAACCAGGAUAUGAACUUAAACCAGUGAAAGGUGAAUGCUGUGGAAAAUGUGUGCAGACCAAGUGUAUUAUACACACAGCAGACAAUUCUGAACUCAUCUUGAGUCCUGGAGACUUUAAAAAUGAUCCUCGCAACAACUGCACCAUUUAUAGCUGUGUAGAUGUUCACAGCCAGCUUAUCGCUUCCACAUCUGAGAUUACCUGUCCAGCAUUCAAUGAGGAGAGCUGCAAACCUGGAACUAUUUCAUACUUACCUAACGGUUGUUGCAAAACCUGUGCCCCUCUGGACAGCAGCACCCCGUGCUCUGUGCGCCAUAGAACAGACUUUAUCGUCUACAAUGGCUGCCGCUCCGUGGACAGAGUUGACUUGACUGAAUGUGAAGGAACAUGUGGAACCUUCUCGCUAUACUCUGCUGAGGCCAAUUCUAUGGACCACAGCUGCUCCUGCUGCAGAGAAACAAGCACCACUGAGAAGCAUGUGGUUCUGAAAUGCCCUGGUGGGACCUCCAUGUCACACAAGUACAUCUAUGUGGAGAGCUGCAGGUGUCAAGACACUGAAUGCAGUAGGCCACAGUCCAGUGAGCUGCAGAACAACAAAGAAAAUGACAAUGCGAGCGCUCUGAACCGGGUCAAGAGAGCCAUCAGCUUAACAUCAAAAUGA
This is a messenger RNA of Cinclus cinclus, 9870 nucleotides long. RefSeq names its product mucin 2, oligomeric mucus/gel-forming (gene MUC2). The record is from RefSeq and is a predicted model, not a curated record. The transcript is spliced from 59 exons. The coding region runs from base 1 to 9870 and encodes 3289 amino acids. NCBI's taxonomy places the organism in Eukaryota, Metazoa, Chordata, Aves, Passeriformes, Cinclidae. Gene Ontology annotation, molecular function: protein binding. Gene Ontology annotation, cellular component: extracellular matrix.